Messenger RNA from Camelina sativa (false flax), 501 nucleotides. NCBI's taxonomy places the organism in Eukaryota, Viridiplantae, Streptophyta, Magnoliopsida, Brassicales, Brassicaceae. The record is from RefSeq and is a predicted model, not a curated record.
AUGGACGAACCCGAGGAGUUCGAGCAGUUGUCUGACGCAGAAGAGGUUUUUGAGCAGAUGCAUGACACCGGGGUUGAGAACCUAAAAAUCAAUUGUAUGGCGAUCACUUCAGACACUGCACCAUGGUAUGCUGAUUUCGUGAAUUACAAGACAAGCGGACAGGUUGAAGAUUCGAACAAGCAGAUCAAGGGUAUCUUGUCAAGGAUUGUUGGAGUCUCGAAGAAAGAUUGGUCUGUCAAGUUGGACGAGACUCUCUGGGCAUACAGAACAGCGUUUAAGACGCCAAUAGGACGAACACCUUUUCAGUUGAUCUAUGGUAAAGCAUGUCAUCUUCCUGUAGAGGUUGAGUAUAAGGCACUUUGGAUUAUCAAGUUGCUGAACUUGGAUAUCGACACAGCUCAGGCAAAGAGGACUCUUGAUCUACAUGAGUUGGAUGAAAUCAGACUUGAUGCCUAUGAGAGCUCAAAAAAGUUACAAAGAAAGUACCAAAAAAUUUUAUGA